Molecule: messenger RNA, 6796 nt
Organism: Daphnia pulex (common water flea)
Lineage: Eukaryota; Metazoa; Arthropoda; Branchiopoda; Diplostraca; Daphniidae
Exons: 12
Coding region: 958-4377 (1139 amino acids)
Biological process (GO): proton transmembrane transport
Cellular component (GO): membrane
Molecular function (GO): proton channel activity
Source: RefSeq, a predicted model, not a curated record
UUUUUCCAGCGGUAACCAAUCUUCAUCUCUCGUCGCCCAAAACCUGACGAAGCUGGAAGUGAUACCUGGGCACCCCCUUUGUGUGUGUCUGUUGCAAAAAAACGCCUUGUGUGUGUGUGCAACACUUUCCCUUUCACCUACCCGUUUUUUUUCUCGCAUGGCGAAUUUGCCAUCGGUCGUCACUUGGAAUUUGUGAAAGGACCGUGGGGGGGAACUAUGGCCGUCAUUUACCCAACGAAAUGUCGAAUAGACUAAAUUGUUCUGUACAACAUUUUUUCGAUGUGGGAUUUUUUUAUCUUUUUCUCUGACGGGAAUUUUGACAUGAUCCUACUCGUCUUAUUUUUCCUUUUUUCUGAUGUGUGAACUCGUUUUUUUUUCUCACGAAAGGGUCCAGAGAAUUCCUUGUAGGAGUUGUCAUCUGCGCCAGUGGGUGGUCACUUGGUCACACAUUUUUUUUGGGUUGGUGGGAAUCGGUGGAAUGUUUUUUUGGGGAUUUUAGCUGGAAGGCAUCAUCCAGUUUUCUCCUUUCCCGUUUAUGUUUUUUUUGGUUUUCACGAGAAGUUUAGUGGGUGCGGUCCGGUUGAAAGGUAAAAAUCCCAACGGAAAGUGAAAACGAACAAACUUGAACUGCCAUGACGAUUAAAAAAAGGUAUUUUUUAUUUAUUUAAAUGCUACGUCAUUCAAUUGAGUGAAAGAGAAGAGUGCGUGAUGAUGGCCGAGACGAAUCAAAAGGGUUCCAACUGCAGACGAUAAUGAAACCGAACGAGGUGAAAUGGAAUGGAAGGACGGACAAUGGCGGGAUCGUGUUGCAGCUCGCAGAUGUCGUACCACACGUGGCAGUUUCAUGUGUCGCCCAUCCAGCAACAGCAGCCACCGCCACCUGCCAGAGGAUUUAACCCCUCCGCCGACGGAUAUCCGCCCUGAUAGCUCCGAAUGCCCUGAUCUCCAUGCCUAAACAUGAAUGAGGAGCUGCUGCCCUACGGUGGCAACAGUGUGGCUAUUUGUGUCGUCGGCCCCUCAACCGAUCCGCAACAUCCGCCAACAACAGCCGACAGCAGCAGCAACACCACCACUACCACCUUUGUCGCCAAUGACAACAAGGAGCCGUCCAAACUCAGCAAGAAAUUGAGUAACAUUAGUGCCAUUAGCGACAAUUUCAACAGUUUCAUCAAUAGUGCCGUCGGCGCUGCCAUUGUCGUCUCCAAUAAUUCCGGCCCAGCUUCAUCCGCCACCUCCGCUUCUGCCCAGCAGCCGUCCAGGCGCACCAGUUUGGUCAUCGGCCGCAACCGCAAGAAAUCGCGCCGCUUGACCCUCACGCAAGUUUGCUCCGAAUUCGAGCGGCCCCAACAGCCUCUUCCGCAGCCCAGCAGCGAUCCGCCGUCGUCCAUCGUCGCCGUUGGCGACUAUGAGCACCUGCCCGUCUCUAGGACGUCCAGUUUGAUUUCAUUCGCUUCCGUCAGCAGCUCCUCGACGGCCAUUUCGUCCAUGUCGUCGUCCAGCUCCUCGUCGCCCAAGUCGCUGUCGCAGAGGUCGUCGACGUCGUCGUCCCAGCGCUCGUCCAUCUCCUCCGCCUCGGCCCAUCCCGAGCGAAAACUCAACCGCAUCUUCUCCAUUUUGCACUCGAUGCAACAGACUUUCCUCCAGGCCCAGCCAUUCGCCGCCGCCGCCCAAGCCCAGCAGACCCAAACGGCCGGUGGACACAAUGGACCAGCGACGCCACCGUCGCCGUCGUCGCAAAUGUCGGAGCCUCAGUACAUCGUCAUGGUCCCGCCGCGAUCCACUUCCGUCACGACGGUCCACUCCGACGCCUGCAAGAGCAGCGGCCACGGCCAAAGCCUGAGGCAUCACCAAUUGCGCCAGGCUCCUUCGCGCCAGCACAUUUACGGGAUGGGAAGGAGCCAGGAGUCGCUGGCCCUGGCCCAGCCUGGACCGGGGUCGGGAGUCAACAGCCACCCCAACCAUUUGGCCAUGGGGGCCAUCGACAGGAACCGGCGGUUCGGGUCGGCCAACAGCUGGACUGGCUCGCAAUGCUCGGGAUUCACUUGCACGACGGUGACGACCAGCACGGAAGGGACCCUGUCGGGCUCGCCAUUGGUCCACGCUAUGCCGUACCACAAAGACGGAUGGACGUCAUUUUUCAUCGCCGGGAGUUCGACCUACGCCCAACUUUUAAUUGUCGUUUGCAUCGUGGCCGCCCUGUCGGAGGUGGUCACCCACAACGUCCCGUUUCUCUACUUUGAGGGAUUUUUCACUUACAUGUACUCGGUGUCGAUCCUGUUCUUUCUCUACGUGUUUGGCUAUUUGCUGCGCUCCAAGCGGAGGCGGGAGCAGAAGAAGCGACUGCGCAAAUUGAACAAAUUGAGGCGGACCCAAAUGAGCAGCGGCGGUGGUCCUGGCCCGUCGGGUCAUCAGGAUCACGAGAAAGAUAUUGGCAUCAGCGGCAGCUCCUACAGGAGCAAUAGGAGCGCAUCGGUGGCCAUGGAAAGCGAAACCAUGGCCAGUACGUCGACCCUCAACCGGUUCAUCACGGGCAUCAGGAGCCAGAGGCGCAGGUUCAGUCGAGCCGGACCGGAUGGUGUCAACAAUUUGGCCCUGGAAAUUGGAACGGACGUCGGGGGGAUCGAGUCUCCGUCAAGCUCCAAACCGGCAGGCCAUCAUCACCAUCCGUCAUCCAGCGGAUCGAGCAGCAGCAGCAGCAAGAACCUGCAAUGGACCCCGUCGUCGGUGGGUUUCAAUUUGGUCGACGAGUCGCCCAGUGAAAUCGUUUCUUACGCCAUGAACAGCGACAAUGUCGUCAUCCCCAGCGGCGAAAUAACCGGUACUCGCGGUAAAAUCAAGAAAUUGAAAGUGUCCAACAACGAGCACAGCCACGGGAGUUUCUUCCUAAGAGCCGGCGCCGUGGCUUUCGGCCUGGGCACCAUGAUCUACGACGGCCUAGAAUUCGGCGCUUUCCUGGAAGUGCCGCCCGAUUCGCCAUGUUUCGCUCUCCUGCGCGGACUCAAUCCCGUCCUUCACGCCGCAUUCGUCUUCCUCCAAAUGUACUUCAUCUUCAUCUCCGCCAGGUUAAAUAUUCACAAAUUCAAAGCCAUCGCUCGAUUCGGGUUGAUGCAUUGCCUGGCCACCAACGUUUGCGUUUGGAUCCGCACUUUGGUCAGGGAGUCGCUCAAGGAGAUCAAUCACCACCACGAACAUCACCCGAAAGGUGCCGAGCAAUUCCAAAUGGCGGCCCAGCAGCAGCAAAUGGCGGCCUCUAGUGCUGCCACCGCCGCCGAUACCCAGGCCUUUCUGCACCACAUGGCCGAGGCUGUGGCGGCCGCCGUCGGCAGCGAAGAAGACGGUAGCUCAUCCGUUUACGAAUUUGUGAACGACACGUUGGCCGAAGCGCUCAGCGCUGCCAUCGAAGUCAAAAGUAAAGAAAAGUCAAAUUUGUGGGAAUUGACGGGCAACGUCUCGUGCGGCCGCCACAUUUUCCUGGGCGAACUCAUCAUGAAAGCCGCUCCUUUUCUCUAUCCGUUUCUCAUCGAAUAUUCGCUGAUUGGCGCCGGGGUUCUCUACGUCAUUUGGGCCAACAUCGGACUCAAUCCAAAGUACAAGACGGAAGAGGAUCACAACGAAGAUUCCACCUGGAACAGCAAAUCCCGACAGUUGAGGGUCGAUUGCGUUGGGGCCUCUAAGGGACUUUUCAUGGGCCUUUUCGUCCUGACGGCCGCGCUUCUCUGCCUCAUCCUCUUCUUCAUCUUUGCCCCGCAGCCGCAAUUCCAUCGGCUCGGACUCUUUUUGGCCGAUUCCGCCCAUUUGUCUUUACUCCUCUUCUCCCUCUGUGCCAUGGCCAUCGGCUCCUACAGGGCCCGGCACCUUCACUUCCAUUCGGAGCACAUGGAAGAGUUGGGCAGCAUUUUGUUGAGGGUCUCUGCCCUGGGCAUUUUCGCUUAUUCCGUUUUCUCGAUGAUCGCCGGAGCCUUUGCCAAUCAGGAGACGGACGAGCCGCCCGUUUUGGUUUUCAUCAACGGCCUCCUGUCCGUCGUGGAAGUGACGAUGCAGAUGCUCUUCAUCUCGGACAUGUCGAGACGACGAGUCAAUUCCAUCGAUCAGGAUCGAGAGAAGCCGGGCAGACAGGCCGUCACUUUCCUGCUCAUCACCAACUUGACCCUGUGGCUCGUCUACACUUUCGAAAUGCAAAAAGUCGAAGCCAAUCCCGUCCAGCUCAACUUUUACGGCUUCCUGCCGUGGGCCAUCGUCCAGCGCAUCACGUUGCCCCUUUGCAUCUUUUACCGGUUCCAUUCGGCCAUGGUCUACGCCGAAAUUUGGAAGAAUUCGUACCGGUAUCACGGGCCUUCUCUAGAGGAAGCCCUGCCCAACCAGUACAUCAUAUCCUGAAGUGAAGGGAAUAAUCAUUAUUUAAUCUUUUUUGAAAAAAUGUACGUGUGGACGUGCUGUGUGUGCGUGUAUCUAUUUGUGAGUGCCCGUGCUUGUUGUGGAAGCCAAUUUUUCAUUAUUUAAAACAAUCGCCAAACACCACACCUUCUUUCUCUGUCUUUUGGGGGCUGUGCACAGCACUAGGCGCCCAUGUGGGGAUUUAAUUCAUUUCAUUCAUGUAUACCAGGGCGCCCACCUUGCAGCAGUGACAACAUGGAAGGCACUUGAAUGAUUUUCCCUCGUUUUGAAUUACGAGGCCGGUUUUCGCGUUCGACUUGAUUGCCACUCUAAAAAUUAACUUAUUUUUUCAAAUAGAAAUCUAACAUCUCUCUCUCUCUCUCGAUACAAAUUGAAGAAGUGAUUAAUUGAAGGUUACGGUUUCUAAUAAUUGUGACAUUGAACUAUGGAUAAUACAAAAAACGUCGUGGAUAGUUGGAGACUUUCAUUCGAUUUUGUUUGCUAGUUUGCUUUUGGCGCCAUGAGAGUCACAGAAUAAGCCUCUAGUGGUCAGUUUUGACACUAGACUCUGCGACUAAACUUGUGUUGUUGUCGUCUGCCAUCACAUCUCUCACCGAACUAAGUCGUAAGUUGAAUCUCACACUUGUCCGGAUUUCGAACGAAUUAUUGAUUAAAUCAGUUUCAUUUUCUUGUUGGUCUGGUUAUAUGCAUCGGCAUGCACCUUUAAUUGAUCACGUUGUCUAGACAGUAAAACUCACAAUGUGGAAAGAUCGGAAGAUGGAAGGUCACAUGUUUGGAUUUUCAGAAUGAAAACGAUUGAUUUUCAAUCUCGUGGCAUUUGAAAUAAGUUGGCCAUAUUCCUCCAUGGAAAGCUUAAGUUGUGAAAAGUUUGUGUUACAAUUUCAGGUUGCUACAGGUUCCAGAACAUUCCAAGAACAUCAGGCGGACAGCUUGUGUGGCUGUCACUCAGGACAAAUGAAGGUUGUUUGACUAUAGGCCAACUUCCUCUCUAUCGAGUCCAAGACUAGCAAAAUACAAGCCCAGUAGCUCAGCCUUGCGAUCGUAAAAUCCAAGGUGAUUUUUGGCACUAUUGUUUUUCUCCUGCUCUGGUGAAACACGAACUUGUGGCGUAUAAAUAUCAGCCAUCUCAAGAGAGAAAUUAUUCAAUCAGCGUUCUUCAAAGCGACUACAACAGUCCCAGUUAACAUGUGCAGACUAAGUUUUAUCAUGAUUGUCGGGGCAUUGGUGCUCUCGACCAACUUACAGAGGGCCGAGUCCUUUAGCCACCACCGCAUCCACCAUAAAGAUUCCUACGAGCAUUUGGAAUCGGCCGAAAGCAACGAACUACAAGAAACAACUACCCCCAUUGACACGCAAUCUGACGAGCUGGUCGACUCCGAGGAGAAUAGAGUCGUCAAGCGCCACGCCCUUCUUCAACCAUCAACUAGCCAUUCAUCCGAGGAAGAAGAUACAACAGCAACAACCCUCGACAGCCAAUCGGAUGAACACGACGAUGACAUUCUACCGGUCAGGCUGGUGAAAAGGAAUAUUCCAGUAGCAUCUUCCGAAGAGGACACAACCGCAGCGAAUCUCCUUGACAGCCAAUCAGUCGAGGACGACGGAGUCGAUUCGGAAGAGAAGAGAAUAGUCAAGCGCAAUGUUGAAACGACAACCAUCGACCACUCGUCUGAAGAAGAAACGACAACAGUCGAAGGGGCGAGUGACGAGCAGCACGACGACUCUGCGGAGAAGAGAGUCGUGAAACGGGACAUCCCUGUCGGAGUAGCGGGACUCACGAUCCGUCGUCGAUUCGACUCAUCAGAAGAAGAUACGACAGCCCAUUUUGACAGCCGAUCGAAUGAACGGGACUACUCGGAUGAGCUCCACGACUCGGACGAGUGGAAGAGCAUCGUGAAACGCGACGUCAUCCAAACCACAACCAUCGACCACUCUUCCGAAGAAGAGACGACCACUUCCGUCUAUUCAGAUGAACACGACGACGUCGACUCUGAAGAAAACAAAAUCGUCAAAAGAAAUGUCCACGUAGAAACAGCAACGCGUGAUCGCUCGUCAGAAGAAGACACCACACCGGCGGAUCUCCUCGACAGCCAAUCCAUCGAGGACGACGGAGUCGACUCGGAAGAGAAGAGAAGAAUCAAGAGGAGUAGCCUAGCUCUAACUGCUGUCGACCACUCGUCGGAAGAGAGCACAACAGAUGGCACAUUCGAUUAUUCGGCCGAGGACUCGCUUGAAGAUGUAUUGGUUCGAUUAUCGCAAGAUAUCCAUUCAUUACCUUCAACUGCCCUCAGAAUUUAAAUCGACCCUUUAGGCUUUUUUGUUACAAUUUUGUUGAAAUUUUUUGAGCUUUUUCAGCCACUGUUGUACCUUCUCGUCAUGUCAAUAAAGAUUCAUUGUUUCGUAA